GUAAAUUACAACGGGUUCGCGACCCCGAAGCCACAGCCCCGUUUUGGAUAUGACUCUUCCAAUGAAUGAUGUGCACACUGCUGGUACCAAGCCGCUGCUCGAUGCCGUGCGGGCUGGAAGGCUCGUCCAGCACGUGGCUGCGGUGCAAGAUGCGAGAGAUGCGCUUUCGACGCCACAUCUUUCUGAAACAGAGGCCCUGGCUUUGUGUGCAGGAACAUGCACAGAGGGCACCGAGGGCCUCAAUCUCAACCCUCCCGAAGAUUGGACCGAAACAGUCAUGACACAAGUGUCAUUACAUGUGGCAUCACAUGUGGAAUCUGAGGCAUCUUAAAAGUAACUGCAGAGCGCCAUCGGGAAGCAGGGCUGCGCAGAAGAAUUGUCACUCGAUGCAGGCCGAGAUCCGCUGCAGCACCGUCCUCCGGGCGCAAAUUUUUAAAGAACAUCGAAGCGUGCAGACUCUGGAAAACAUCUGUACACUCAGCCGUCCGCACCGGCGUCAGGGCGCAGACUUCGGGGCUCAUUUUUUAAAAGAUCGCGGGGACGAGAGGAGGAGGAGGAGGAGGGGGAGGAGGGGGAGGAGGAGGAGGAGGAGGAGGAGGAGGAGGGGGAGGGGAGGAGGAGGAGG
Messenger RNA from Prorocentrum cordatum, 625 nucleotides. NCBI's taxonomy places the organism in Eukaryota, Dinophyceae, Prorocentrales, Prorocentraceae. The record is from the annotation of a GenBank genome assembly.